Molecule: messenger RNA, 5472 nt
Organism: Sphaerodactylus townsendi
Lineage: Eukaryota; Metazoa; Chordata; Lepidosauria; Squamata; Sphaerodactylidae
Gene: CTNND1
Product: catenin delta 1
Exons: 20
Coding region: 714-3503 (929 amino acids)
Biological process (GO): cell-cell junction assembly; cell-cell adhesion
Cellular component (GO): nucleus; cytoplasm; plasma membrane
Molecular function (GO): cadherin binding
Source: RefSeq, a predicted model, not a curated record
UUUGCCACCACCCAGCUUGCUUUGCCUUUGGCUGGGUGCAACUUCCAUUUUAGGUGUUGGAGCUGAGUAAAGGGUGGGGGGGAAAACAAGAGAAACGUCCCGCGAGGGGGAAAAAAGGAAGCUGAAGAACGAUUCACUCCCGAGGCGCCCGACUUCUGUUCGGCUGCUUUUAUCUCCCAUAAGGGCUAAUUUGGCAAAUAUUUUAUUCUUAAAUUCUUGAGCGCUUUGUUAGGAAAGCGCACGCUUAUUUUCUUAUUGCCCCCCUUCCCCUGCACUUGCAGUCCAGUGCAGCCUUUUCUUCGGAAUUGCCAAUCUGAAUGGUUCAGGGGGUAAAGGAACAGCUGCUUCGGCGACUGGCUAAUUAAAACAUUCCUGCCUCUUCCCCUCUCUGAUUUUAAGCCUUCGAGAGGGGAAGAAACAAACUUGCCUACUUAGCAUCCGUGUAGGGGGCUUCUCGGCUCCUGGAGGAGGAAAAAACAGACAAAGCCUUCUCCUUCCUGCUUCCUUGCUGUUGGUGGCUGGGCUGCUUCUCCCAUGACUUUCUGCACUUAGACCAGGCUGUGCCUUAGCCAAUCGGUUCAGAUCGGCCUUCUUCACAGUGAGGGGCGCCUUCUCCCCUCCAGCCCCCUUUCUGUGUGAUACCAGUUCCCACCAAACCCGUGGCAUCUUCCUGCCUUGCACCCUCUCUCCCCCCGUGCGGGGCCUUCACAACCAUGGAUGACUCAGAAGUGGAGUCGACUGCCAGUAUACUUGCCUCCGUCAAAGAGCAGGAGGCACAGUUUGAGAAGCUGACACGGGCGCUGGAGGAAGAACGGCGCCAUGUCUCUGCGCAGCUGGAGCGCGUCCGUGUCUCCCCACAGGAUGCCAGCCAGACCAUGGCCAACGGCACUCUCACCCGCCGGCACCAGAACGGCCGCUUUCUGGGCAAUGCUGACCUGGAGAGGCAGAAAUUCUCAGAACUGAAACUCAACGGACCACAGGACCACAGCCACCUCAUAUACAGCACCAUUCCCAGAAUGCAGGAUCCAGGACAGAUUGUGGAAGAGACUUACACAAUGGAGGAAGACCCAGAGGGUGCCAUGUCUGUUGUUUCUGUAGAGACCUCAGAUGAUGGCACGACCCGCCGUACGGAAACCACAAUGAAGAAGGUGGUGAAGACCAUGACCACACGCACAGUACAGCAGGUACCUGUUGGCCCAGAUGGGUUACCUAUAGAUGGCUCUCCAGUCACCAACAACUACAUCCAGACCAUGGAUAGGAACUUCAGGAAAAACACCAAUGGUGGUCCCGGUGCCUACAUGAGCCAGCCAGGCACAGCCACCCUUCCGCGAAACUACCACUAUCCUGAUGGUUAUGGCCGCCCUUAUGAAGAUGGCUACCAUGGUAGUGAACACAACUAUGGUAGUUUGUCCCGUGUGACCCGUAUUGAUGAACGCUAUCGCCCCUCCAUGGAUGGCUACCGGGCCCCUAGCCGGCAAGAUGUCUAUGGGCCCCAACCCCAGGUGCGAGUAGGGGGAAGUAAUAUGGACUUGAACCGCUUCCAUGCAGAACCUUAUGGGUUGGAGGAUGACCAGCGCAGUAUGGGAUAUGAAGACCUGGAUUAUGGCACAAUGACAGACUAUGGUACAGCCAGACGGACUGGGACUCCUUCUGACCCCCGCCAAAGACUUAGGAGUUAUGAGGACAUGUUGGUGGAUGACUUGGGUAGAGACCAGUAUUACUGGGCUCCACUGGCCCAGCACGAGAGAGGCAGCUUAGCAAGCCUAGACAGCCUGAGGAAAGGAGGGCCACUACCAGCCAACUGGCGCCAGCCUGAGCUCCCAGAGGUGAUAGCCAUGCUGGGAUUUCGUCUGGAUGCAGUGAAGGCCAAUGCUGCAGCCUACCUGCAACACUUGUGCUACCGAAAUGACAAGGUGAAAACGGAUGUGCGCAAGCUGAAGGGCAUUCCUGUUCUAGUGGGGCUGCUGGACCACCCCAAGAAGGAGGUUCACUAUGGCGCAUGUGGGGCCCUCAAGAACAUCUCCUUUGGGAAGGAUCAGGACAACAAGAUCGCUAUCAAGAACUGUGACGGCGUCCCUGCUCUGGUGCGGCUGCUGAGGAAGGCACGUGACCUGGACCUCACUGAAGUUAUUACAGGAACACUCUGGAAUCUCUCUUCUCAUGACUCAAUAAAGAUGGCCAUUGUGGACAAUGCCUUACAUGCCCUCACAGACGAGGUUAUCAUUCCACGCUCUGGGUGGGAGAAGGAGCCCGGUGAAGAUUCCAAGCCCCGCCACAUAGAGUGGGAGUCCGUGCUCACCAACACCAUCGGCUGCCUUAGAAAUGUCAGCUCAGAGAGGAGUGAAGCCCGUCGAAAGCUGCGGGAGUGUGAUGGACUGGUGGAUGCUCUUAUAUACAUUAUCCAGUCAGAAAUUGGCCAGAAAGAUUCAGACAGCAAGCUGGUGGAGAACUGUGUCUGCCUGCUGAGGAACUUGUCAUAUCAGGUGCACCGUGAGAUCCCAAAUGCCGAGAACUAUAAGGAGGCUUCCCUCAACGUUGCCAACAAUACAGGCCCCCAUGCCGCCAGCUGCUUUGGUGCCAAAAAAGGCAAAGACGAGUGGUUCUCAAGAGGUAAAAAACUAACAGAGGAUCCUUCUGUUGAUAUAGUGGACUUCCCCAAAAGACAAACUCCUGCAAAAGGUUAUGAACUUCUCUUCCAGCCAGAAGUUGUCCGCAUAUACAUCUCACUGUUGAAAGAGAGCAAAACUGCUGCUAUCUUAGAGGCCUCUGCAGGAGCCAUCCAGAACCUGUGUGCUGGCCGCUGGACGUAUGGGCGGUACAUUCGCUCUGCGUUGCGUCAGGAAAAAGGCCUCUCAGCCAUUGCUGACCUUCUGACCCAUGAUGAGCGUGUGGUGAAAGCUGCAUCUGGAGCCUUGCGCAACCUGGCUGUGGAUGCCCGCAACAAAGAGCUGAUAGGUAAACAUGCUAUCCCCAGUUUAGUGAAAAACUUGCCAGGGGGACAGCAGUUGCCAGCUAAGAACCUCUCUGAAGAUACUGUGGUCUCUGUGCUAAACACUAUAAACGAAGUCAUUGUGGACAACUUGGAAGCAGCAAAGAAACUGCGGGAAACGCAGGGCAUCGAGAAACUGGUGCUGAUCAACAAAUCUGGGAACCGCUCAGAGAGAGAAGUCAGAGCAGCUGCCCUUGUACUACAGACAAUCUGGGGAUAUAAAGAGCUGCGGAAGCCACUUGAGAAAGAAGGGUGGAAGAAGUCUGAUUUUCAGGUGCAUCUGAAUAACACUUCCAGAAGUCAGGGUGGGAAUUCCUUUGAUGACAGCACCUUGCCCCUCAUUGAUAAGAAUCAGAAAGGAGACAAGAAGUCUUCUCGAGAAGAGAUUCAGAUGAGCAAUAUGGGACCAGAUAACUAUGCUACGCUGAACGAGAGAGACCAUAAUAGGACAUUGGACCGAUCUGGUGAAGAAAUGGAGUCUAUGAAAGGAGCACCACUGAUGCAGAAGAUAUAGACCUACCACCACCCUGCCUUCUCUAUUUUGGGUUUAUAACAUACAAGUGUAUAAUUUUGUGGUGAAAUGGACUAAUUUUUUAAAAAUCUCUUGUUGGCAUGCAAGGCCAACCAAAUGACUGGUGCCCUGAAUCCCUAGGGCCUUACACCUCCCGAUAGAAGACUGCACAUCCAAUCGUUUGGACAUCUGUUUUUGUUUUGCAAAAGCGCAGCAAUUUUUGAAGACCAAAUAUUGUCAGUGGCAGAACACUUAAUUGACAAGCUUCUUCUGCUGCAUCAUCCAGAAGCCACUGAUGCAGAAGGAUCUCAGCUGAACUCUGACAUACUGGAACUAGUUUUUCUUGAAGAGCUUGUCUCAGAGGAGAGCAGAGAGACCGUCUCCUCCUUCUCUUAGCCUAGAGAAUAUAUUUUUGUGUGUGAUCAUUUUUUCAAACAAAGGAUGCUGGGACUACUGGAACAUUCCUGGUUGGGAGGGGGGGUGGAGAGGGCAGGUGUGGGGAUGGGGAUGACAAAGGAGGGGAUGGCUUGUGAGUGAAUGCAUCUUGCCCAUCUGGAUGUGUGAUAUCCUUAGAGUGCCUCUUGGAAAAGACAGCCCCCCCAUCCUCAUAUGCUGAGGUAGAAUGUGUGAGUUUGCAUCUGUUUCCUCCGGUUCUCAUUUGCUUCUCGGUGGUUUAACCUGAAACAGAUGAACUCUGUUUGGGAAGCUAUUUAUUGGUGGGGGUGGGGUGGGAAGCAGCUGAGGUGCGCAGGAGGCUUGAAGAGGGGAAGAGGAUGACGGAGCAUGUUAAGUGAAAGUUAGUAGAAGGGGAAGGUGUCUUUAUGCCUAGCAGUAGUAAUGUUGGAUCUCCAGUGAGGAGGAUAACAUGAGCGUUCUGUUUUGAUGGUCAGAAUCCAAGUGGUUGAUGCCUGGGUUGGGCUGCAGGUGCCAGGGGAUGAAGGGACGCUUGGUGACGGGGGAAACUUGUGUGAGGGGAGGGAAGGCUGUCUGUAAAUAUUGCCCAUGUCCUCCCAUGCAGGCAGGGGAAUGAAAUGGUUACCUAUCACUAUCUACAUGUGCCUUUCUUUGCCACUGUGAAAUAGCGUGGUUCAUUUGCUGGUUUAGAACAAGGGGGGGGGGGGGGCUGGACUGGAGGGAUGCACUUCAGCCCAGGUUUGUGCUCCUACCUUCUUCCCAUUGGAACCAGAAUCAUAAUGCCAUGUGUCAUAGCAGUACUCGGGAGCUUUACUAUAGGGAGAUGGCAAGAGCUGAUCAGUUAGUGGCUUAACGUUCCCACCCUGGGGAUGUGGUGGUAAACGCGUAGCUGGGCAGGAAUCAUGAUGCUUAGUACAGAAUGCACCUUAAUGGCGUGUCUCUUUAGGAAAUGGGAGGAGUUCAGGGUCAUCCGAUGGAUUAUUCUCAUCUGCCAGGCAGCAGCCAGGGGGGCCAUUGAAACUAGCUCUGGUCACCACACUGGUGACUUUGCCUUUUCCACUGAAGAGGUUCUCAGCCUUUCCAUCUCCCUCUCUGGUGCUGCUUCAGAGCAGUGCCUCAGCCCAGCUACUGGAAAGAGCUCUGUUACCCUCAGCUCCUGGGAUUCUCUAUGUGCACACAGUCCACACUGCACAAGACGAAAAGCCUAACACGGGAUUCUGCGCCUCUUGUAUACUCCAGUCCCAGUUUUUUCUUUCCUCUUGGGGGGGAUGGGAGGAAAUUAAACAUGCAAAUCAGCCUUUGGAGGGGGGAGGAGUUCAACUUUUUGAAACUAUAAAACACUAUUUCCUUUGAUUAAUUACAGAUGAACCAAAAAUGCCCUUCCCCGCUGACCAAUUCAAUACUGUAGGGGAACUAAUUCACUGACUUUUGCUUUUCCUUUGCACCCCAGGGGAGGGGGACAUCCUGCUGUUCUUUGAGUCCUAUGCUCACUCUGUAAUGCUUUUAAAAUGAAAUGAUUUUUAUAUAAAUAAAGUUUUAAAGUGUGUAUUUGUUAAAA